Molecule: messenger RNA, 267 nt
Organism: Prunus armeniaca (apricot)
Lineage: Eukaryota; Viridiplantae; Streptophyta; Magnoliopsida; Rosales; Rosaceae
Source: the annotation of a GenBank genome assembly
AUGAGACAGCUGCAGGACUCUGUGCUAUCAAAGUAUGCAAUCAGUCGAGGGUAUAGAGAAAUUAUCCUAGAGAUGGACUCAAAGGUGCUUGUGGAAGGUACAAGGGGGGCUUCAAACAAUGGGCUUUGGUCAGUCAAACCGGCAGCUGCGAUUGGAGCUAGAGCAGUGCAACUGGAAUGUUGGGCUGUAAGGCCACCACGGUCUCUUGUGGGUGUUUUGGAUUUCGACAGCCUUCCGUGUCCUCCCGUGGAUGUCUCUGCUCAGUAA